This is a messenger RNA of Dentiscutata heterogama, 1293 nucleotides long. The record is from the annotation of a GenBank genome assembly. Lineage: Eukaryota; Fungi; Glomeromycota; Glomeromycetes; Diversisporales; Gigasporaceae.
CCAUUUACAUGGAAAAGUUUGGCAUUAUUUUCAAUGACAGGAUCAGGGUUAUUCCUUUAUUUUAAACAUGAAAAAGCAAAAUUAAUAGAAAAACGCAAAGAAGAAUUAGAAAGUAAAUCUGCCGGAAAGCCUCAAGUUGGUGGCCCUUUUGAAUUAAUCGAUCAUAAUGGUCGAUUAGUUACCGAUAAAGAUUUUCUAGGUCAAUAUUUAUUGGUAUAUUUUGGAUUUACUCAUUGUCCUGAUAUUUGCCCCGAGGAAUUGGAUAAAAUGACAAAAGUUACAGAAAAUAUCAAUAGUGAUCCAAAACUUGGAAAAAUUAUAACACCAAUUUUCAUUUCAUGUGAUCCACACCGUGACACAUACGAGUCUUUUAUACAUAUUUUAGAUUUUCACAAAGAUAUGGUGGGUCUCACUGGUACAUAUGAGCAAAUAGCAAAAGUUGCAAAAAGUUAUCGAGUUUAUUUUAGUCGUCCACCAAAGGUAAAACCUGGUGACGAAUAUUUGGUAGAUCAUUCAAUAUUUUUUUAUUUAAUGGAUCCGAAUGGUCAGUUCGUUGACGCAUAUGGAAAAAGCACUACAGCUGAUAGUGUCACAGAUAGUGUUAAUGGACAUAUUAAAAAUUUUAUCGAUAGGGGUGGCGUAAUUAAGAAGCUGGAAGUAAUAUCAUAUUGCUGGAUUUUUCGUCAUAUAUUUCCACGAUCUCCAAUGAGUGCCCUUUCAAGACCGCUGGCCCUCGCAGGCUAUUUUCAGCCUAGUCCCACCCUAGAUCGUCUUGUAAAAUUUCUUAACUCCGUGCCGAGUCUUGACAAAAUUUUAAUGCUGGUACAAUACUUUUCUAAAGUCUUGAUAUGGUUUCUUUUACGUGCCGGUAGGGCCUCUUUGGCUGAACGCAUCAACAACCUAGAAGUUCCAGUUACAGACUUUAGGGCUUUUCGAAAAAUUAUAACCAUGUCUCCCGAGCGGAUAAAUAAAAUUAGUCUUUGGUGUUGCAGAUGGUGGGCGCUUUAUGUUUUACUUCAGUUUUGGCAUCUUGCCAUCGAAAGGAGCUUACUAGUGCGACGCCGGAGAGAGUUACGUGUCGACGGAGACGUCGAGACCGUACUGCGGGAGAAGCGAGAAUUAAAAUCUGAGGGGGAUAGGAUCUUUCGGGAGAUCCUCAUAAACGUCGGAUAUUUUCCGUUAACGCUACAUUGGUCAAUCGAGAAUUCUCGACUUCCUGAUGUCGGAGUCGGAAUAUUUGGUACACUAGCCGCCUUCUAUGAAAUAUCGAAAGCCUGGAAAAAUACAGAGUGA